This is a messenger RNA of Tinamus guttatus (white-throated tinamou), 1524 nucleotides long. The record is from RefSeq and is a predicted model, not a curated record. NCBI's taxonomy places the organism in Eukaryota, Metazoa, Chordata, Aves, Tinamiformes, Tinamidae.
AUGCGGAUCCGGGGACAUGCGGAUCCAAGAACAUGGGGAUCCGGAGACAUGUGGACCCAGGCAAACACCAGCGGUUGGUGCCACUGGCCAGAGCCCAGAGCCACCAUGGGGCUGUCCCCGCCGUCCCCUCUGGGGGCACCUGGCCUGGACGUCCUCAACCACGUGCUGGGCGACCUGGAGCUCUUCGUGCAGCGGGUGCAGGCGGCCGUGAGCUCGGCCAACACCAAGAGCCUCUGGAAGAAGAAAAAAAAAGGGAAAAUUUUCCCACCCGAGGCCGAUUACAGGGACUUCUUCCAGAAGAUUAAAUAUGCUCUCAACCUUCUGGGCAAACUCCGCUGGAGCCUGGAGCAUCCGAGCAGCACCGAGCUGCUGCCCUCCAUCUUCGAGGCCUUGACCUUUGUUUUGGGCCACUGUCCCCACGGGAACCUGGCGGCCUCGGUGCAGAGCCCGCUGCUCAUCCCGGCGGCCGUGGAGCUGCUAGAGGAGACGCUGCACAGGCAGCACCACGACACCUGGCAGGGCCUGGGCCCGGCCUGGACCAUGACCCGGGCCGAGCACCCGGAGGGCCACAGCGUGCCCGCUUAUAUCCCAGUCUUCUCCGAUGGGUGGCUGCCGCCACGGAUGCUGCUGCUGGGGGCACCCCUGCCUGGUAAGUGCUGGUGCCAUGGGGGGGACGCGCUGUCGGUGUCCCCAGAGCGCUCUGACCACAGGUCCCCCUUGCAGGCACCCGCCACCAGCCACAGGGACAGCCCCAUGCAGGGCCCCCCCUUCCCCGCCCGGGAGCUGGUGCAGGCGCAGGACGAGUUCCAGGGCAGGAACGCGCAGGAGCUGACGGUGCGGAGAGGGGACGUGCUGCAGGUGCUGGACCAGAGGAAGAAGUGGUGGCUGGUGCAGAACAGCCAUGGGGACAAGGGCUACGUCCCCAGCAGCAUCCUGGAAGCCCCGGGGUUGGGGCCCAGGGCCCAGGACACCGUGAACCAGGGCAGCCCCCCCGUCCUGCACCCCGGCUCCUCGCCGGCGGAGGUGACAGCGUGGCUGCAGGACAAGGGCUUCUCGCGCCUGACGGUGAAGUGCCUCGGGGUCCUCUCCGGCCACCAGCUGCUGCACAUGAGAUCCGAGGAGCUGCGGGCUGUAUGUCCCGAGGAGUGGCGCCGCGAAGUGCCUCCGGGGCCUCUCCGGCCACCAGCUGCUGCACAUGAGACCCGAGGAGCUGCGGGCUGUGUGUCCCGAGGAGUGGCGCCGCGUCACCUUCAAGCUCGCGGCCGUGAGGACGUCCCUGGAGGUGACGUGAGGCGCCCGCGGCAGCCCCCUCCCCGCUGGGGGGACGAGCCCCAGGGCUUCCUGCCCAUCGCUUGUUUGUCCUCUCCUUGCAGAUCGGUCCAAGGGACUGAGACCGCAGUGACACCUUCCCCCAGCGUCCCCCCGGAACGAGCAUCCCAGGCCGAUAUCCCGGGCAACACCGGGAACAGCACUGCAGGACUGCGGGGGAUCCAAGGGGGAGCAGGGGUCCCUGGUCCUGCUUGA